ACUUUGUUUCCCUUGUUUCAUUCAUUUGACUCGAUCAUCUAAGGGCUAAUGUGAUGAGUGAAAAGGUGGACAUAUAAGAAAUGACUACCCAUGAGAAAUGGGUCUGUGAAGCAAUGACUCCAACAACCAUCUAACUGGUCCAAUACCUCGACAAUUGGGAUCCAUGUCUUACUUGAAAAACUUGACUCUGUUACACAAUCUUUUAUCUGGUUCUAUUCCUAAGGAGAUAGGAAAUCUCACAAGUUUGGUUGUACUGAACAUUCACUCCAACUAUAUUUCUGGUACGCUCCCGCCGGAGAUUGGAGACUUGAAAAAUCUGGAGAAGCUGAUUAUUCACUCCAACCAUCUUUCUGGUACACUCCCACCGGAGAUUGGAGACUUGAAAAAUCUGACCAGGCUGAGUAUUCACUCCAACCACCUUUCUGGUACACUCCCACCGGAGAUCGGAAACUUGAAAAAACUGAAGGCGCUGCAUAUAUCCUCUAAUCAGUUCAUUGGAGAAAUACCUCAAACAUUUAUCAAGUUAGUGAGUCUGAAAGAAUUUUCGGCAUCUAGCAACAAUUUUACCGGUAAAAUACCAGAUUUUCUUGGAAACUUUAGCUCGCUAGUAACAUUGAUACUUCAAGGAACUUCUAUGAAUGGACCAAUUCCUUCAAGUCUUUCAAAAUUAACUCAGAUGCAAUACUUAAGGAUAAGUGACAUAACUCAAGGUGGUUCUUCUUUGGACUUCAUAUUGCCUCUGAAAAAUCUGACAGAAUUGGUUCUAAGAAACAACAACAUCACUGCAGAAAUUCCAGUAGACAUUAACGCGUUAACCAAUUUGGAAUAUUUGUAA
Cryptomeria japonica (Japanese cedar) is the source of this 835-nucleotide messenger RNA. Its product is annotated as probable LRR receptor-like serine/threonine-protein kinase At1g56140. The record is from RefSeq and is a predicted model, not a curated record. Bases 164 to 835 code for a protein of 223 amino acids. The transcript has 11 exons. Gene Ontology annotation, molecular function: protein binding. NCBI's taxonomy places the organism in Eukaryota, Viridiplantae, Streptophyta, Pinopsida, Cupressales, Cupressaceae.